AUGGACACUUGUAUUCUGUAUCAGGCGACUAUUCGAGUCCUUGGAGAGACACCCAUUGCAAGCGUAGAUCAGCGCGAAAGCUUUCGCGGUGACGUUGCCAAGUCACCUCAUGAAUUUACCAACUCUCGUGAUCUCCGAUGUCCGAGUAGUGCUAUGGUAAAACAGCCAGAUGCACUACUGGGUCAACAACGUUUUCUCAACGAAGCUUGGCAUGAUAAAGCCCAAACGCCUACAAACCACGACUCAACCUCAUGUCUGGACAGGAUGAAGCAAAGUCGAUACCAAACGAGCAGCACUGUCACCUCCGAGUCGCUACUUUUUGAUGCCAGAUGUGGCAAUGCUACUGAAGCUGACGAUCAUCUGGCGCGGAGUGCGUUGUACCAAGUGUCCAUGCAGGAUUGGUUUAUCAACCACGAGAAGCAACAACGUGAGGUCCGUCGGAACCGCCAGAUUAAGUACCGACAGAAGCAACAGGUCAACAUGGUUGCCCUGGAAGAAAGCAUUCGUCAAACAAAGCAUGACAUUGCCAAGCUUGAUCAACGACGUCGGGCGUUCGCCACAGCUGUACCGACGGAUCUGACACUUUGGAAUGUGGCAGUGGACUACUUUCGUUUGUUUAGCUUUGGGCUACAAGAUCUUGAAAGAACAGAGAGAUUGUCAUCUUCACCUGUGAGCACACCCAGCGUCCAGCUCGACUUUCUGCGCUCAACAAUGGCACCAGGGGUUAUGUACAACGAUGCAUGCGGCGUCGGGGCGAUCAUGAGGAGCUGGAAACUUUUUUCGUUCCGGUUUCAAGACGCUGAGGUUGAGCUGACCGGCUUGCAGAAAAGUGGCAUGGAAUUGCUAAUUGCCGACACUACAACGACGUUCUGUAUCACCUCGCAGACGCUCAUCCGUGUUUUUCCACAUUUGUGCAGCAAAGAUGCAGGUCGCGCUAACUGUCGACUCGCUGACAAACUUUUGGGCCAAGAAAUUAUCAUGCGAGGCUCGACAAGAUUCGAGUGGGAUAUUGGAUACGGCCAUGUGACUAGCAUGACCAGCGAAUACGACUUGCUCACGCCAAUGCUUGAGCUGCUAGGCACUUUGGAAGACGCGAUGCUGGUGUGUGCGGACGUGUCCAGUAUCCUUAUAUGA
This is a messenger RNA of Peronospora matthiolae, 1134 nucleotides long. Lineage: Eukaryota; Oomycota; Peronosporomycetes; Peronosporales; Peronosporaceae. The record is from the annotation of a GenBank genome assembly.